This is a messenger RNA of Gadus macrocephalus (Pacific cod), 3631 nucleotides long. RefSeq names its product G protein signaling modulator 2 (gene gpsm2). NCBI's taxonomy places the organism in Eukaryota, Metazoa, Chordata, Actinopteri, Gadiformes, Gadidae. Gene Ontology annotation, molecular function: protein binding; GTPase regulator activity. The coding region runs from base 900 to 2846 and encodes 648 amino acids. The transcript has 13 exons. The record is from RefSeq and is a predicted model, not a curated record.
UGUUGGUGUUCUUCCUGAGUUCAAAGCCUUGAGUAGGAACAAACGGGAGCAUUGGGAGUCAACAAACUGAAUGUGGCUCUGCAAAGCCAAUCUUGUUUAUGAAGUUUUGGGUGGGCCUUGGCAAAACCAAAUGUUUGCUGCACGACUGCAGCAGUUGUAGAAACAUGCUCUGUAAUCUGCCAUUAAUCAGGUAAUCCUCAUUCGAUUCUCAACACCCUCCUGCUUGCCUGGCCCCACAGUCAGUCCACACUUUGUUUUGAAAGGCCUAAAGGGUUUCUGUGCACAGAAAUGUCGUCUUUUGUGGCCGCAAGUACACAGUGAAUGGUGUGCCGUACCAUUUGCCUCAUACUUUUGAGUUCCCAGGCACAAUAUUGUAUAUACAUGAUAUUGACCAAUGGCGACAGGAAAGGACUCCUUCUACCACAACAAACAAGGCCUGCGACCAACCUUGGCCAUUGUUCUCUGUAGUCGGGAGGAAGUGGCUGAAAAACAGUCCCUGCCAAACGCCUUUCCUCGGAAGAGGGGCUCUGGUCGUGGACAGUGGGUGGAGUUCUCCCCCUUGUCGGUUUCCCCCUCCUCCCCCUUCCCUUCAGUACUUGAUGUCCACGCAGUACGCGUACCCUUUUCCAUUUUCCCAAAGCCCUCAGCCAGCGAGUACGCUUUUGCUUCCUGAGUACCUGAGUUUUCCAUAUGGUGUUGUGCCAGAUGGGCUGCUGCCUCUCCAGGGGGAUUGUUAGAACAUAAGGACCACUUUCUGCACUGGGAACAUGUCCACUUAGCUGUGUGUGUGUGUGUGUGUGUGUGUGUGUGUGUCUUUGUGAGUGUGUGUUUGUGUAUGUGUCUGAGUGUUUGUGUGGUUGUGUAAAGGCACUUUAACCUCUCAACCGCCGUUGAACAGGAUGGAGGCGUCCUGCCUGGAGCUGGCCCUGGAGGGGGAGCGGCUCUGCAAGGUGGGGGACUACCGGGCCGGCGUGUCCUUCUUCGAGGCCGCCAUCCAGGUGGGAACGGAGGACCUGCAGGUGCUGAGCGCCAUCUACAGCCAGCUGGGCAACGCCUACUUCCACCUGCACGACUACGGCAAGGCCCUGGAGUUCCACCACCACGACCUCACGCUGACCAGGACCGUCGGUGACCUGAUGGGCGAAGCCAAGGCCAGCGGGAACCUGGGCAACACGUUGAAGGUGCUUGGUCGGUUCGACGAGGCGGUGAUCUGCUGCCAGAGGCACCUGGACAUCUCCAGGGACAUCGGCGACAAGAUGGGCCAGGCGAGGGCCCUGUAUAACUUCGGGAACGUGUACCACGCCAAGGGGAAGAGUAUCUGCUGGAGUGGGGCAGAGCCGGGGGACUUCCCCGAGGAGGUCAUGACGGCGCUGCGGCAAGCGGCGGAGUACUACGAGGCAAACUUGGCCAUCGUCAAGGAGCUCGGAGACAGGGCCGCGCAGGGAAGGACGUACGGUAACCUUGGCAACACGCAUUACCUCUUGGGGAACUUUCGCAGCGCCGUGGCCUCCCACGAACAGCGCCUCCUCAUCGCCAAGGAGUUUGGCGACCGCUCGGCAGAGAGACGGGCGUACUGCAACCUGGGCAACGCCUACAUCUUCCUGGGGGAGUUUGAAGUGGCCUCUGAGCACUACAAGAGGACUCUGCAGCUGGCCAGACAGCUGAAGGACCGGGCGGUGGAGGCCCAGGCCUGCUACAGCCUGGGCAACACCUACACGCUUCUGCAGGACUACGAGAGGGCCAUCGACUACCACCUCAAACACCUCAUCAUAGCCCAGGACCUCAACGACAGGAUCGGGGAGGGGCGUGCGUGCUGGAGUCUGGGGAACGCCCACACCGCACUGGGCAACCACGACCAGGCCAUGCACUUUGCAGAGAAACACCUGGAGAUCUCCAAAGAGACUGGAGACAGGGGUGGAGAGCUGACUGCCCGUAUGAACGUGUCUGACCUGCAGACGGUGCUGGGUCUGAGCUACAGCACCAACAGCUCCACGCUGUCGGACGCCAAGGAGACGGACCUCCCUCUGAACGGAGCACGGCCUCGUACGGGGAGGAGACACAGCAUGGAGAACCUGGAGCUGAUGAAGCUGACGCCAGAGACCAAGCUGAACGGUCAGAAGUGGAACAGCGACAUCCUGACCAAGCAGUCCAAGCCCAGCCUGGCCAAGGCCUCCUCCAAGCUCUUCUUCGUCGGCCGGCUGCGCAGCAAGAAGCACAAGGCGGGCGGCUCCACCACCACCAAGGUCCUCCAGGACACCAGCAACACCCUGGACCCCAGCCAGACGGGCCCCCCGGGGCCGCAGAAGCGUCCCAGCCCCGAGGCGCUCGGGGACGAGGGCUUCUUCGACCUGCUCAGCCGCUUCCAGAGCAACCGCAUGGACGACCAGCGCUGCUCCAUCCAGGACCCGGGCAGCCGCCUCUCGCUGAGCAGCGGGCCGGACGCGCCCCCCAGCAGGGGCUCCUCCUCCGGGUCGGAGUCGGCGGCGGGCGCGGCGGCGGGCCGGAGGACGAGCGAGCCCGCGGCGGCGGCGGCGGCGGGGGGGGCCAGCCUGCCGGGCCUCAGGCUGCACCAGCAGAAGGGCAGCCAGGCGGUGCUCAGCCACCUGAUGGCCAACGCCGACAACGCAGAGCCCGACGACAACUUCUUCGACAUGCUCGUCAAGUGCCAGGGCUCCCGUCUGGACGACCAGCGCUGCGCCCCCCCCCCGCCGCCGGCCCGCGGCCCCACCGUGCCCGACGAGGACUUCUUCAGCCUCAUCAUGCGCUCGCAGGCCAAGCGCAUGGACGAGCAGCGCGUCACCCUGCCCCCAGGGGGCGCCGCCGCCCGGCCAGGGGCCCCCCACUGAGGCGCAGCCGACCCCGGUCUGUAGCACCGCCCCGGCCGGGGAGGCCCAGGACUAGCGUGAGGACGGCCUCACCCACCGGGGCCCGGGGACGAGGAGGGGCACCACGGAGACGGCACUACGUGGCUCACUAGGUAGCGGUUCUCUACAUCAUUGCCCUCAGGGACUCAAGCACUGCCAGCUGUAUCAUAUGAGGUGGGGGGGGGGGGAGGGUUGGGUGAGGCAAAGGACUCACUUUGAGGCCUCUCCCGCCUGGUGCUUUCUGGGUAAUUGUGUUUCACUUAGAACUGGAUUUGCACUUCUGCAUACGGAUCAUAACGGAGCAAAUAAUCACUGCAGUCAGAGAUAGCUUUUAUUUUUACACUUGAUUUUUUUGAAAAUUUUAAUCCUUUUAAUUUCACUUUUUAAACAGUGUCUUUAGAUGCUCAACUUCAGAUGGGAUGUAUUUAUUCUAGCUUUUGUAAAAAAAAGAAAAAAUGGAUUCCCAAAGCCGUCCUACCACUUUCUCCCUCUUCUUUUUAAUACUCAUGUAGCAUUAUCAGCGAUUAAGGUCCAUGAAAUGACACCAGAAAGGUACAGCAAUUUCCAUGUAUUUUUUUUUUAUAAUUGUGUGUAUGUCGAGUAUUAGUCUGAUGAAGGCGUUGUCUCUAUCAGGGAAUUUGACCCUUUCAGACAAGCGUCUCCUAAUAUAAAAAAUAUCAACUAACUUUUAACCUAUGUACAGAUUGUGGUGCUCUUUUGUAACACUUGUUUUUUGUUGAUCAGAGGAAUAAAGCCUCAACUCUUCA